AUCAACUACCUAAAAAACGCAAAAGAACAGCCAAAAAGGAACAAAAGGAAAAGCGUAAAAAAGAUAAAAUUGUACUAAACAAUCAACGAUCUCUACAAGAAGUUCAAAGUGAACCCUUUUUACGACAAAUGAUUCCCGUUUUAUCUUCAACUGCCGAGGAAACCAGUCAAAACCGAAUAAAAAUUAUGACCUAUAAUCUUCUUGCUCAAUCACUCAUCCGCAGGGAAAUUUUUCCUGAAUCUGGUGAUGCACUUAAGUGGAAAAACCGUCGUCCUCGUUUGCUAAAAGAGAUAUUGUAUUAUGAUCCCGAUGUCUCUUGUUUUCAAGAAAUGGAUCGUUCUAAUUAUUUAGAUACUUUUAAACCUGAAUUCGAACUUGCUGGAUAUGAAACAUGUUUCGCUGGAGUAAAAAAACAUGAUCCUACUUAUAAACUAAUGGUAAGGAACACAUCGUUGACUGCGGAUGAAAUCUCGGCAUUGGAAACUUCAAUGAGACCUUUUGGAGAGAAUGCAACCUCCAACGAUUCUCCUUCAACAGAAGAUAUAUUUGGAAAUAGUCUUGACAACAGUGCUGACUCAAUUAUAAGUGAUGGUACAGGUUUGUUAGCAAAUUCUUCAUCUACUUUAUCUGCUGUACCAAUCACACAGCAAACAUUAUCAUCAACGAGUGUCGGCCAAUCUAUACAAACUGAAUUGGCAUCUCAAUUUCAACCAACACUUCCCGACCUACUUUCAAAUUUUGCAAACCUUCCAUCUUGUGUAUCAUUGUAUGCACAACAUCUGAAUUCAAUAGAUCCUGAAAAUACUAUUUAUUCUGAACCAAAAUUUACACAUUAUGGAUUAUAUUUCAAAGGAACUUUAGAUUAUAUUUUUCUUUUUUGUCAAAAUUAUAACAAUCAAAAUAACGAAGAUUGUGAUGAAAAUAUUAAAUCCAAGGUUAAAGUUACUAAAUUAUUAAAAAUGCCACAAGAAGAACAUUUAUUACCACUUUUACCUAAUUAUAAAUUUAAUUCGGAUCAUUUAUGUUUAAUGGUUGAAGUA
This is a messenger RNA of Racocetra fulgida, 1040 nucleotides long. The record is from the annotation of a GenBank genome assembly. NCBI's taxonomy places the organism in Eukaryota, Fungi, Glomeromycota, Glomeromycetes, Diversisporales, Gigasporaceae.